AUGUCCUGCUCCAGCCUGAGUGUCCCUUCAUGUGGGGUGGCCGCCCCGUACCCGCUGGCUGACACCACCAACGAGCCCUGUGUGCGUCAGUGCCAGAGCUCCUCGGUGGUCAUCCAGCCCCCAGCCACGGUGGUCACCUUCCCCGGACCCAUCCUCAGCUCCUUCCCACAGCACAGUGCUGUGGGCUCAGCGGGAGUCCCUGCCAUUGCUGGGGGCUAUGGUGGCAGUUAUGGAGGCCAUGGUGGUUAUGGAGGCUACGGGGGCUACGGGGGCUACAGGGGCUAUGGAGGCUAUGGCGGCUACGGGGGCUAUGGAGCCUAUGGUAGCUGUGGAGGCUACGGAGGCUUUGGGGGCUAUGGAUAUGGAGGCUGGCGCCGAGGCCGCUCAUACCUUGGUGGCAACUGCGGGGCCUGCCAACCAUACACUGGGUACAGCCACAGACAUGGGAGAGCUCUAGAAAAUACCCUGGCACAUUCAGACAUGACGCUCUGUGGAAGAACAUCCCUUCAGCACUGCUGGGAUCCAGAGCUUGGAAGUCUCUGGUCUGCUUGA
Messenger RNA from Strigops habroptila (Kakapo), 552 nucleotides. Its product is annotated as claw keratin-like. The record is from RefSeq and is a predicted model, not a curated record. Gene Ontology annotation, cellular component: intermediate filament. The coding region runs from base 1 to 552 and encodes 183 amino acids. NCBI's taxonomy places the organism in Eukaryota, Metazoa, Chordata, Aves, Psittaciformes, Psittacidae. Gene Ontology annotation, molecular function: structural constituent of cytoskeleton. The transcript has a single exon.